UAAAGGCUGCUGAUUGGCUCUCAGCAGUAUCCGGUGGGGCAGCGGUCCAGGGCUCGGGAAAAAAGAUCGAAGGGAGCAGAAUCUGGUAACCGUACUCUUCGACAAAUACCGAGCGUCCCGAGUCACCGUCGAAGGGCUCGGUAGGAUUUUUCUGUAUCUAGGUUAGAGGUCAUAGAACAAGUGCAGUUGUCGUCAUGGCUUCUGGAAGCACGAGCAGUGAAGAGGAGCGAAGCCUGAGGGAGUGUGAGCAGUAUGUGCAAAAACACAACAUCCAACAGCUGCUGAAGGACUGUAUUGUCCAGCUGUGCACCUCCAGGCCCGAAAGGCCUAUGGCCUUCCUCAGGGAGUACUUCGAAAGGCUGGAGAAGGAGGAGGCCAAGCAGAUUCAGAACCAGCAGAAAGCCAGCAGUUCGCGCUCAGACUCCCGUGAUGAGGAGGUGUCUCCGCCCAUGAACCCUGUGGUGAAGGGUCGCAGGCGGAGGGGAGCCUUCAGCGCUGAGGUUUACACAGAGGAGGACGCAGCCUCCUAUGUCAGAAAGGUCAUUCCGAAGGACUACAAGACAAUGGCAGCUUUAGCCAAAGCUAUUGAAAAGAACGUUCUCUUCUCACACCUGGAUGACAAUGAGAGGAGUGACAUAUUUGAUGCCAUGUUUUCAGUCACCUACAUAGCCGGAGAAACCGUUAUUUUGCAGGGUGACGAGGGGGACAAUUUCUAUGUUAUUGACCAAGGAGAGAUGGAUGUCUACGUGAACAAUGAAUGGGUGACAAGCAUCGGCGAAGGCGGCAGCUUCGGCGAACUGGCACUGAUCUACGGCACCCCGAGGGCCGCGACUGUCCGAGCCAAGACCAACGUCAAGCUGUGGGGCAUCGACAGAGACAGCUACAGGAGAAUACUCAUGGGAAGCACUUUGAGAAAGAGGAAGAUGUACGAGGAAUUCCUCAGGAAAGUGUCCAUUUUGGAGUCUCUCGACAAGUGGGAGCGCCUGACCGUCGCCGACGCCCUGGAACCCGUCCAGUUUGAGGACGGACAGAAGAUUGUUGUGCAGGGGGAGCCUGGAGAUGAGUUCUUCAUCAUCCUGGAGGGGUCUGCUGCGGUGUUGCAGCGUCGCUCAGAGAACGAAGAAUUUGUUGAAGUGGGGAGAUUAGGACCAUCUGACUACUUUGGUGAGAUCGCUCUGCUGAUGAACCGCCCGCGUGCCGCCACCGUGGUCGCCCGUGGGCCCCUGAAGUGCGUCAAGCUGGACCGGCCUCGCUUUGAGCGCGUCCUGGGGCCAUGUUCAGACAUCCUCAAACGCAACAUCCAACAGUACAACAGCUUCGUCUCGCUGUCGGUCUGAAGGUGCUCGCUCGCCUCCGCCGCCCUAUUCCCCCCCCCAAUCCUUCCUUCCUCUCUCUGCUCCUUUUAGACCCAGGAUCCACCAAAUGCAAUUUGCUUUCCGCCACUGUCUUCCUCCCCUAGCCCUCCCCCUUGCCCCCCACUUCUCACCCCUCUUUUCUUUCAUGGUUACCACCUGUCACGCCAGGGUGACUUUUUAGCCGUUCACCAGCGCUUGUACCAGCUGCUGUAACGUUACCGUGUAGGCACAGUUGCAUCACGCUCCCUAUGUCAUAUAGCUGCUGGUCCCGCUUUGUUCGAAGCAACGCAGAGCAAAGAUGGCUAGGAUGUUCGAUGUGGGCUCUCAAAAGACAGGACAAUCAAAAACCUCACAUGACUAAUUUGUUCCGCCCGUCCCAUCACAGACACACACAGCAGGCGUGACCGUAGAAGACCAAAUGUUGAAACUUGUGGUCAGUAGGACGAGAUGAUAGCCAGAUUGAGGAAUCCAAAAAGUCGGGUUUUAGUGUGCAGCUCGCAGGCUGGUGCCAAAUGUUUAUAACAAGGUGGAAAAUGUUACCUAUUAUUUGGCGCCUAAAACAGGAAGUCUUUUUUUUUUUUUUUUUACUCUUUUUGUCCUAAUCAAUAGAACAACUCUACAAGAACUGCCUUGAGGAGAAAUAUCUUCAAAAAAAAGUGGGGGGAACAAACUCAAAAGUAUUGUGUAUUUCAGUAUUGGGUUUUUUUUAGUACACACCAAAUAACUUGGUCACUCUUAUGCUCUGGUUUGUAAUCUAGUUAAUGAUCAUCAGCGCAAUGAUUAUUAUGAUUAAACUUAUGGUUUGGCGUGAUGGUGAUCUUUAAAAACUCUGUCUUUUGUAAACACUUAUUUUUCCAUAAAUUCUAUUUUAGGUGUCCAGUGCCACAAAGUAAAUAAAUGCUUCUUGUUGAUUGAUUGACACAGCAGUAUGUAAUUGUAUUGUGUAAAAAUGGGUUCCAACCUCCCCUCCCCCUUCCCAAGUAGAUAAAAUGUAUAGAAACAUAUUUCAGGACAUCAGACAUGUUGCUGGUGUGGAUAUUUAUUUAAAACUUAGCUUUUUUGCCAACUGGAUCAGCUUGUGAUUUUUCUCUGCACUUUUUUUAUUUCAAUUUUUUGAGCAUGAUGUUGUUUGACAUCCACAAUACAAUGAUCAGCAGUGUGUGUACAAAAUACUGUGCAACAGGCCCCCUGCAGCUUUGUGCAGAAGCGUGGACAUUUGAUUUAUGACCCCAUGACUAUUUAGAUGGCCUAUCAAACGUCGCUCCCACUUCACUGUCUGUCUGUUUCCCAUCAGUGCUGUUUCUGAAAAGGUUAGAGUUUAUUCGGAUUGCAGCGUUGUCAUCUUGGUUGGACAUGAUUGUGUUUUCGUUAGCGGAUUAUCUUCACAUGUUGCCCUCCCCUUCAGGCGAUCCUUGUGGAUUUAGUCACUUCCUGUUCAUCUCACUCCACAAGAAACAUCCAUUUGAUAGAGACAAAGGUGUACGUCAGACUAAUGUAAAUAGCUGCAACAUCAGCAUUGGUUUUAAAUGUUUUAGCCACGCUGCAAUCGUCCCGGUUUGCCUUAGCUGACCUUCCCUGGGCUUACAGUAGUUGUCAGUCACUCCUGCCGGUUCCCGACCUUCAAGCGGGUUGGUUUUUGGGCCUGCAGUGCGCUGAACUGCAAGGUGAUCAGAGGACCAUUCUUUUUCUAUACUUACCCUGUAUUCAGUUUGACCUUCUAUAUGUGCAAAUAUGUUUAUUCUUUUUUGGUAUAGAUUGUUCCAGGUGGCAGUUUAAGCAAUAAAAAAGUAAAAAGA
Messenger RNA from Entelurus aequoreus (snake pipefish), 3151 nucleotides. RefSeq names its product cAMP-dependent protein kinase type I-alpha regulatory subunit. Gene Ontology annotation, cellular component: cAMP-dependent protein kinase complex. The record is from RefSeq and is a predicted model, not a curated record. The transcript is spliced from 11 exons. Gene Ontology annotation, molecular function: cAMP-dependent protein kinase regulator activity. Gene Ontology annotation, biological process: regulation of protein phosphorylation. Lineage: Eukaryota; Metazoa; Chordata; Actinopteri; Syngnathiformes; Syngnathidae. The coding region runs from base 195 to 1337 and encodes 380 amino acids.